This is a messenger RNA of Closterium sp. NIES-67, 1329 nucleotides long. The record is from the annotation of a GenBank genome assembly. Lineage: Eukaryota; Viridiplantae; Streptophyta; Zygnematophyceae; Desmidiales; Closteriaceae.
AUUUGAUUGUCACUCGAGCACUACAGUACUUAGGCGAAGCCAGGCUCCAAGAGUGAUUACGCGUUCACUGGGAUUACGAAACUGUGCGCCUCAGGAGGGUUUGGAAGCGGGAACCUCAGAGGAAUCUCUAUCCCCGUGAAGUCCUCACUGGACAGAGUGGAAAAGAAAACCUUACUGACUUUCAAAUAUAGUGCCACCUUACUAACAUGGCCGUGGGAUACUGAUAAAUGCACCCUAGAAGCAACGCAGGGGAACUUCCUCGAACGCUCCGUGGCGGCGGGAACUCACAUCGAAGACGAAUGGCGCGUCUCGGAAAGGCGGGGGCGGGCGAGCUUCAGAAGGGUCGAAAAGGCGAUCCGGGAGGGCUGCGGGAGAUUUCAGAAGGCGGUCGCUGUCGCGUGCAUCGAGACAGCCCGCGCCGCGGAGCGUGUGCGAUGCGUGGCGUCCACGUUCUUGUCGUCCGCGGGCUUGAAGCGCGCCCGCCGCCGUCGUUCCGCCGCGGCAUCUCCGCCGUUCCCCGUGUUUUCCCCGCAGUCGCCGCUCCCCCUGCCUCCCCCGGCGCGUACUGCGCAAACCACCACCCUCCGCCUCCCGCAGCGGCAUCAUCGUCGGAGCGCAUAUGGCGCACGAGGCUGCGAGGCCUUCCGAAUCCUUUCCCCGCAGCCCGCUCUGAAACAAAACCAUUUCGCUGGCGUUUCUCUUUCCGCCAGGGAAGCGCCAGCCGCGGCAAGAGAGGCCAGAAGGCGCCAUGGCUGCGAACUCCGCCCUUCUCGUCCGGCACUUCGUCCGGCGCCCCCGCCGCCUGCUGCGCCGCCUCCUCUUCCGCCGCUGCCUCUUCCGCCGCUGCCUCUUCCGCCGCCUGCUCCUCUACCCCCGUUGCCCCAUUGGAUGACUCUUCCUCUGUCGCUUCCUCCGCUUCCUCCGCCGCCUCCGCCUCCCCGCCGCCUCCUCCGCUAACUCCGCCGGCGCUAACCAGCCCGCGUCUUCCACGUCACCCACCGUCUCCACGUGCUCCUCAUUGGCUAAAAACGCCUCCUCGCCUUCCCCCUAUGCUCCGCCAUCUUUAUAUCCCGCCAAUAGUACUAGCGCUGACUUGCGCGCCGACCGCGCACCCGCCGCCGCUUCCUCCUUUAGCAGUCCCCCACACGCUCCGCGUGCUUCCGUAGAGGCCGCUUCUCUCGGCCAAUCUCACGCCGACGCUCACGCCGCUUCUUUUGCCGAUUGUCACGCCGUUAAUCACGCCGAGGCUCACGCAACGCGCUCCUCGUCGUGGAAGCGCGCCAUGUCGAUAGCGAUCCCCGCAUGCGACGGCGGCGACGAGGCGCAGGG